AUGUUCAAGGAGAUUUACGAACUUAAUGAGCGUAAGUAUCAACAACAACGAUUAGGCAAUAGUUUUGGGGCAAUAACAUUAAGUUUCGAAUAUCCCAGCAACAGCGGCAACCUUUCUACACUCUCACUGGAUGAUUUGUCUCAAGCACCCCGACAUUCUACUUUGUUCGUCAGAAUUGCGAUUGCCAAAUGUAUAUCUAAGACAUGUGGUGCAGUUGAGAGCUUUAAUGAGUUUCACGUAUUGAAGUUGAAUAGGUCAGAAGUAACUUGUAGCAUGUUGCGGAUCAUUAAAAACUCUUUUUAUGGAUUUGGCACAGAUUUUUCAUCACACCACGAUGAAAAAUUAAUUAAAAAUUCUUAA
Molecule: messenger RNA, 360 nt
Organism: Clunio marinus
Lineage: Eukaryota; Metazoa; Arthropoda; Insecta; Diptera; Chironomidae
Source: the annotation of a GenBank genome assembly